Paramormyrops kingsleyae is the source of this 1463-nucleotide messenger RNA. It is a transcript of the gene plek, whose product is annotated as pleckstrin. Gene Ontology annotation, cellular component: plasma membrane. Gene Ontology annotation, biological process: actin cytoskeleton organization; intracellular signal transduction. The record is from RefSeq and is a predicted model, not a curated record. NCBI's taxonomy places the organism in Eukaryota, Metazoa, Chordata, Actinopteri, Osteoglossiformes, Mormyridae.
GGUUGGCAAGCAGAGAGGGGAGGAAGUAGCAGAAACCUCACUGACUUCGGCACGACGAGUCCAGCUGCAGAAUCUUCCUCCUUCUGAGGCAGCCCACCCUCCCUGUUCUGCCGAGAGCUGGUCCCCCAAGCUCUGCACUUCGAGAUCAAUGGAGCCUGAGCAGAUUAGAGAAGGCUACCUCGUCAAAAAGGGAACAGUGCUGAACUCCUGGAAGGUGGUAUGGGUGGUGCUUUCAGAAGAUGGACUGGAAUUCUACAAGAAGAAGACGGAUCGCAGUCCCAAGGGUAUGAUCCCCCUGAAUGGUGCAACGCUCAUGUGCCCAUGUCAGGACUUCAGCAAGAGGAUGCUGGUAUUUAAGGUCAGUUCCGCAAAAAAACAGGAUCACUUCUUCCAAGCCUCCCAUUUGGAAGAUAGAGAAUUCUGGGUCAAGGAUAUCAAGAGGGCCAUCAAUUGUUUGAAUGGGGGAAAGAAGUUUGCCAGGAAGUCGACGCGGAAGUCCAUAAAAUUGCCGGAAACGGUCAACCUGAGUCAGCUGUACACCCAGAUGAGAGACCAGGAGACUGGAAUCAAAGAGCUGAAACUCGAAAAGGAGAAUAAAAUAUUUAAUUAUUGCUUCACAGGAAACUCGGUCAUCGACUGGCUAAUUUACAAUGAGAAGGUUAGAAACCGACAGGAGGGACUGAUGCUGGCCACAGGCCUGCUUACUGAGGGUUUCCUACAAGCAGCUGGGGAUAUAUCCAAGGAGGGCGCUGAGGGCACAGCAGAAUCCUCCUUGUUGGACCAGUCCGAUGCCUUUUACUACUUUGCUGACAGCGGCUUCUUCUGCGAGGGGUAUUCAAGCGAUGAGGACGCCAUUGUGAAAGAGCAGUUCAGAGGAAACAUCAUCAAACAAGGCUGUUUGGUGAAGCAGGGCCAUCGAAGGAAGAACUGGAAGGUGCGAAAAUUUGUCCUCCGAGACGACCCCGCGUACCUCCAUUACUAUGACCCCACAAAGGGUGAUGAGGACCCACUGGGCUCCGUCCACUUGCGUGGGUCUGUGGUUACGGCCGUGGAGCACAUUCCGGAGGCUAAGAAGUAUGACAUAGAGGGGAACCUUUUUGAGAUCAUCACAUCAGACGAAAAGCAUUACUUCCUGCAAGCUGCCUCGACAGAGGAGCGCAAGGAGUGGAUCAACAACAUUCAGAUUGUGGCCAAGUCCGGAAAAUAGUGUCAGGGGCAGGACUGGGGUGUCAUACGUGUCUGAAACCAAUUAGACAGCUUAACCUACUAAGUCAGAAGAACUGGGCGAUAGGGCACUGUCAAAAAAACAGAAAUACUAACAGCCUCACUCUUUAUUAUUAUUUUCACGAAAAUGCUUUUGUUUUCGUCAUUUAUGAAGCUGAUGUAAGAGAUUACAUCUUUACUUCCAGUUGAGUACAAGCACUGUGUCGGUUUUCAUGAUUAAAGAGUAUGUUUUUGUGGUA